This is a messenger RNA of Cooperia oncophora, 477 nucleotides long. Lineage: Eukaryota; Metazoa; Nematoda; Chromadorea; Rhabditida; Trichostrongylidae. The record is from the annotation of a GenBank genome assembly.
AUGCAUCUUGUUCGCGGUCAGCUCCACCUUACAGAGCUAACACCUCUUGCACCAAAGUAUCGCUUAUCACGAGAAUUCGUGGCCAAAUCAUUUGGUGGACAGAAGCUGAAGGAUAAGUAUCCGUGGGUAGUUACACUCAGGUCUAGCGCGAACAAAGAUUAUAUUCCGCAUGAACCUGAUGGACAGCAAUUGGUGGAUGUGAAACUUCGAGAAACACGAGACACCCUCAUAGUAGUGGAAACGCCUCCAACAGUCGGCAUAUGCAAUGGGGACAGUGGAGGUCCGCUCUUCCAAACUAACAUUGAGAACAAAAAUGUACAGAUGGGAGUGAUGUCUGGAGGCUUAUCAUGCGAAGAGCACUACAUAAAUUCCCUAACUGAUAACUACGUCGAAGAUGGUGUGGAGGACAACUUCACUGAUGUGCGUCAAUAUUUGGACUGGAUAUGCGAAAAGACAGGUAUUUGCCCUCGAAAUUGA